CUACUUUCCAUUUCCUAUGAUGAGAAACAACACAUAAAAAUGUAAGAGUGAGGCAAUAAACAAAAUGACAUAUAGGAAGGGAAUUGGUUGUAAAGGAGGAAACUUUACGACACUUUGAGAGAAAUAAAUAAAAGGGUCGUUGUAGGUGUAAAGGAAAAACCGUCGUAGCUUUAAGGUCCUCAUCAAUGGCGGAGUAACAAAGCUGCAAAAUCAGACAACUGAGAGAGAAACACGUUUUUUUUGUUUGAACAUAUGAGGAGAUUGGUACAGAGGAAGAUGUGGUGGGGGGUGAACCGUAGGGCCAAGAGAAACUUACACCGUAACCACGAGAAUAUGGUGAUAUGUGAAUCGAAGAAAGACAUAGAGGAGAUACUGAGGGGGAGGUUAGAGACGAUAGAGGAGGAGCCGGAGGAAGAGGAGAGAGAGAGAGGAAGAGAGAUGCGUAGAAUAGUGACGAAGGCAAAGGCAGAGAAAGGGAAAGCCAUCGUGAAAGCGAAGAAGGUGAAGAGUGGGAAGGUUUUUUACAUGUUGUGUGUCGUCGGCUUAGCCUCCAAAGGCGGUUUCAGUGACCUUUUUCUCCAUUGAACACCUUCUUCUGAUGAUGAUGACCAUGAUGAUGAUGAUGAUGCUGAUGUGGAUGUAAAUAUAUUACAUGUGUGUGUGUAUCUGUCGGAAACAGCUUCAAGGCAUUUGGGUUUUGCGUCUA
This is a messenger RNA of Tarenaya hassleriana, 706 nucleotides long. RefSeq lists its product as uncharacterized. The transcript is spliced from 2 exons. Lineage: Eukaryota; Viridiplantae; Streptophyta; Magnoliopsida; Brassicales; Cleomaceae. The record is from RefSeq and is a predicted model, not a curated record. The coding region runs from base 253 to 585 and encodes 110 amino acids.